This is a messenger RNA of Anneissia japonica, 1488 nucleotides long. RefSeq names its product dihydrofolate reductase-like. The record is from RefSeq and is a predicted model, not a curated record. Gene Ontology annotation, molecular function: NADP binding; dihydrofolate reductase activity. Lineage: Eukaryota; Metazoa; Echinodermata; Crinoidea; Comatulida; Comatulidae. Gene Ontology annotation, biological process: glycine biosynthetic process; dihydrofolate metabolic process; tetrahydrofolate biosynthetic process. Gene Ontology annotation, cellular component: mitochondrion.
UAGUUGAGGGCGUCCUUCACGCGGGAACAUGAAAAUUUGAAAUCAAGAAAGCAAAAAUUAUUAUGGCUCUGAAAAAGUUCAACAUUAUUGUAGCUGUUAGUAAUGAUAUGGGAAUCGGUCUUAAUGGAGAUUUGCCUUGGCGAUUACGAAAAGACAUGAAACAGUUCAGCCUUCUAACUUCAAAGUCUACGGUAAAUGGGAAAAAUAACGCUGUAGUGAUGGGUCGCAGAACUUGGGAUUCUAUACCAGAAAAAUUCAGACCACUUCCAAAUCGAGUAAAUGUUGUUUUAAGUCGAACUCUAAGUGACCCACCCCCUGGUGCUGACUACCUGUGUGGCAGUUUGGACAAAGCCAUGGCCUUGCUUUCUGAUGAGCCCCUCAAUAAUCAGAUUGAUCUGAUUUGGAUCAUUGGUGGAAGCGAAGUUUACAAGGAGGCUAUGAUGUCACCAUUGUGCCAUCAAGUUUACAUAACACGUGUAUCCAGCCAUGUCCAGUGCGAUGCUUUCUUUCCAAAUAUUGACAAAUUGAAAUAUAAGCAAAUAAGUCUUUCUGAUAUUGAUGGAAAAGAGCAAGAAGAAAGGGGCAUUAAAUUCCGAUAUGAGGUAUAUCAACAAAUUAACAAUUUUCAAUUUCACUCGGCCAAUUACAAAACCAAAUCUUAGGAAGGAGCAGAGUUGUUAUAUGGAAGAAAUAUAUCUUGGCAUUUUGCAGGAUUAAAGCCAUAAUAAUCAGCAAUGCUGCAGUUUGCUAAUUAAAUUUGCUGCUUUACUAUUUAUGGUUUUAAUUAUAUAUUAUCCUUAUAAUAUAAUAAGUAUAUAAGAAGUACUUAAAUAGAUACUGCUGCAUUGUCAAUUAUAUACAGACCCCACCCCCAAAGCACUUAAAUAUCUGUUGCUGCUUUGCUGAUUAUAUAAAGAAAUAAGAAGUACGUAAAUAGAUACUGCUUCAAUGGUACAUGGCUGAUUAUAUAAGGAUAUAAGAACUACUUUAAUAGAUACUGCUGUAUUGUUUAUUAUAUAAGGACAUAAGUCGUUAAAAGCUUUCUAUAUUGCCUAGCAUAUUGAUAGGUAUCGCACUAAAUGUGGGUGCCUUACAAUUUGAAAUGUUUAUUGACCAGUCAAAUUGUUAAUUAAAUAAUAUUGUAUUACCACAAUAAAACAAAAAUCUAGAAAUAACUUUAAAAAAUUAACCAAUAAAUUGCUUAUUUACAAGUAUUUACCAAAAUAAUUGUUUACUUUAAUUAGUAAUAGCAAUACUUACAAAAUAAUGAAACUAACACUUAGAUCAUUCCUAAAAUCACAUAUUUUUGGAUGUUACAGAUUGUGAGUAUAAAUAUGUUUGAAAAAUUUUUUUUUUUUUCAUGAACACUUCAUCACUGAAUGCUUUAAUAAAUUCAGUUUUUGUGUAUUUUUCACACAGUAUGUCAUUUAUUUAUAGAUAGAAUGUACUGUAGAUUGAAUACCAAAUAAAAAAUAUGUUUACCCUGAA